AUGCAGAGUGCGAAGAAGCGUGAGGUAUGCUACGAGGCGCGGGACUUGUAUCAUAAGUGUCUCGAUACGCUUCCCGAGGAUUCUGAAAAGGAGUGCGCUGAUCAAAAAAAGGCUCUGGCGAAGGCUUGCCCUCCCAGCUGGAUCAACUACUUUGAAAAACAGCGAGAAAGAGAACUGAUCCUUCAAAUGCAGUUAGAUCAAAACCACGGCCGUGAAAGUUAG
Trypanosoma grayi is the source of this 222-nucleotide messenger RNA. RefSeq lists its product as hypothetical. The coding region runs from base 1 to 222 and encodes 73 amino acids. Gene Ontology annotation, cellular component: mitochondrion; respiratory chain complex IV. Gene Ontology annotation, biological process: respiratory chain complex IV assembly. The record is from RefSeq and is a predicted model, not a curated record. The transcript has a single exon. NCBI's taxonomy places the organism in Eukaryota, Euglenozoa, Kinetoplastea, Trypanosomatida, Trypanosomatidae.